CCAUUCUAAGCCGUUCUUAACCAUUCUGAACCGUUCCUUCUAUUGACUCGUGUUGGCCCGUUCUUCCAGGCGACCUUGCUAGUCGCGACACGAGGGUUGUUUACAAGAAGCCGGAUUACAUGUCGUGCUGGUUUGAUUAAGCCGUGCGGGGUAAGGUGUCACCUGUAAUUCCGUCUCGGUUCCAGUUCACCUGAGGAGGAACGCAAACCCCUCACCUGUAACCUCACCUGCCCACUCACCUAUGCCGCGAGGCCGGAGAAUAAAUAGCCGCACAAGGUAAGCCAUCCACCGAACGCGAGGUUAACAAGGCACACGUAAAUACACAAACAGCGCCGGGCACAAAGACUCCUGCUAUUCUUUACACCGGACGUGGUGUUGGUUCAGCCCGCCCGGCUCAUUCCUUUUGACACCUGCGGGUACCAGUACGAGAGUGGUAUAUAAGUUUUAUAAGCCCAAUUGGGAGCGGAGAAUGCGGUGACACCUGCUUUGGUACGAUGUGUGGUGUCAAGACGGAACGUCAUUCAACAUGAAGCCGUCUGGAGACUAAGACUUUGGUUCACGUAGUCGUAUGCAACAGCAAACGUUAGAGUGCGGUGAAAGGUCUCUGUUUCUCUUGAUAAAUGACUGUGCAAACACUCGUGUUCCAGAACCGACCCCGGGUUCCCAGUGGUAACGUCAGGCGGUUGGCGAUCGCACGUCCCCUGCGUGUUUUCUCAGCCCUACACGCCUGGGCUGCCACGAAAGUAGUUACAACCGCGCUCACGUUUCACCGUAAAGAAUCGCCAACUCUCCGCUCCACUGCUUACCGUUUAUCCUCGACAGUUUCAACCUUAUGGAGCCAGCGUGAAGACUUGUCGCUGACGGUCACGAGCUGCAGUUCUGCUAUACUGAAGUGCUACAUGUAAGCUAGGACAAGCGGAAGAAUACGGAAAGGCAACUUUAGCCGACGAUGCCCAGUUCUAGGACAUUUAAACGGUAAAGGUUGACCUUAAACAACACAGAGGAUGGACAAGAUGGAAGGCAGGCUGCAGUCGCAAACGUCUAGUGCCGGGACGUCGCGCGACAGUUCGUCGGAGCUCUACAGCGUCUUCGUCCGCCUUCCCAACGAAGACGUCGCGGGCUUCCGCAACCUCCCGCCGGGCAUCUCCGUGUACGACCUGAAGGCCAGAAUCGAGAUCGUUACGGGCAUUCCCAGCCAGAUCUACACCCUACACUACACAAAUGAUGUAGACUUGGAGGACGAGAACGAGCUGAGAAUAGGAAUGAGCAUCAUGAACGGCGCUACGUUACGUAUGCAGCUCUUCACGAGUUGGAACGGGCUGUUCUACUCCACAUGGAACGGGAACAUUGACGACACGUAUUACAGCGGAGGUGUACAACUCAUUAGUGAGGCUAACUUCAGCGAGGGGGAAGCGGUCGCCAUGCACAAUAUUGUGGCCAAGAGAGCCUUCGUUUCCCUUUUCCUGGCCUGCCACAGAGGACAUUACGUACUGUGUAAGGUUCUACUCUCCAUCGGUGCGGACCCAGUGGGUAGAACGCCUUCGGGCCGGACGCCUCUGCACGCCGCCGCGGCACAGGGACACCUGGACGUGUUAAACGCUCUUCUCGACCAGGGCGUCGACGUGGGCGCGCGGGACAUGUACGGCAAAACGCCGCUGGAGCUGUCUGGGCAGUUCGGCCGGCGGGAGUGCGAGCGGAGGCUGUGGCUGCACCAGUGGAACCUGCGAGCGGCUAAGACCAUCACAGACGUAGACACGGCAAGUCAUGGAUCGAGUGGACUAGAUACUAACUCAGGCUCGGCUUCAAGCAGCACAUUGGGCUUCAUUCACGUACAAGGUGAGAAACCCCGGCACGUCGUACGAAGGGUGUUUAGACCAUCUCCUCUGCAGGCACAUCACAUAGGGAGCGCCAAUGUCUGGUCAAACAGCCACGCACCACCGCACCAAGCACCGCAGAAGAGCGUCCAGCUACCGAGCAUGAGCGCGCCUGUGAAGGGUGUCCGGUACGGGCGCAUUCGUCCCGGCACGGCGCUCCUCGGAGACAAGUCGUUCCCCGAUGUUUGCCGAACGUCUACCCUCCACUCCCCUCGGGUGAGCGCCGGCAGCGAGGACGGUAAGAGGAAGUCCACAAACAGCGCAAGCAGGUCGACCUCCUCGUUGUACCACAAGCACUGUCAGACACACGCGUCGUACACUCCGGUCGAGAACUACGACCCUCAGGACGACUUCAACGUUGAUGACGAGGACAUCGAGCGGUUGAUCCACGUCGUGUCCCUGUCUCAGCCCUCUACACCUGUACCACCAGACGACACGGAUCUUGUAGCCAGGCAGAAACCACAGCAACAGCUCAGAAGACUGCGUACCGGGGAUAGCUCGCGCUGUUCGAGGUGUAGAAUACGCAACGAGACGAAGAAGCCAAGCAGCCCGCAGCGAGCGCCCAGUAGACACUUCGUGUACCCGGAAACGUUCUCCGUAGGUGCGAAGCAGCUUCACGUCAUGAUGCCUGAGAUGGAGUACGACGAGCGCCCUAUCACGAGGUGUCACUCCGUGCCGCCGCCUUCUCUCUGUAGCGACGAUGAAGCUGUUGACGCCGCCAUUGGUGACGACGACGACAUCCCCGACAUCGCGAAGCCUCCCGACGCAAACCAUAAACCCGAUAGCAUCAACAGUGAAGACAGUGGGAGGGACACUAUGGACAAGACAGAAACUGUUGACGACGAUGAAGAUACAAACGUCGACAAACCAACUGAAGAGGCAACGUCAAACUUUGUGAAACAGAGGGAGUACCAGGUCGACGUUGACAACAUCUCAGAAGAUCGGCCUGGUUCCAACACAAAAGGGACGCAGUGUUCAGACGAAGGUUUUUCAGCACCACAGACAGAUCCUGAUGCUGAAACCACCACCGACGACGUCCCCAAACUUCAGAUCAAUGGCGUGAAAUGGGAUGUAGAGAAACCUACUCUGAUGGUUGCUCAAAAUGAAACGCAAACUGAGAGAAAUGACUGCCGAGAGAACGCCCCAAAGCGUCAAGUUCGCCAGCGUUCUCUCUCAGCGGACGACAAGCUGUUUCUCCCAAGCAAGCCUGCUUCGGGCGUGCUCCCGCGAGCCAAGACGCUGGAGUCGUGGAUUCUGAUGAAGACUCGCCAAAAACAGGGGCGACGGGAGAGACCGGCGAAUGAAGAAAGGAGAAGGCGGAACGUGGAGGCCUAUCAAAGAUGGCUGAGAACGAAAGACCAGGAGAUACGCGAAGAUGUUACGGACCAGUCCUCAGAGCCGGCUAGCGGUGACACCAAGGAAAACCAAAACGCAUUUGAGCAAUGGUUAAAAGCUAAGAGACAGAAGGCUAAGAAAGAAAGAGAAUCAAGCGCAAAAUCGCCGCAGUCUAGCGGCUCCAACGAACCUAUCGAACGUCCAAAAAUCAUUGAUGGAAUGUCCCAUGAAGAGUGGCUGCGUCAAAAAGCUGAACAGGGAGCUUUUCCUACUCCUGAUUCACGAUUCGACACCAUUGAAGACGAUAAGACCGUACGGAAGAAAAUUUUCACCGGCGGUCUUUCCUACGAAGAGUGGCUAGCCAGAAAGCUACAAGAGGAAACGUUAACAAACAGGCUUCUAGAAGCCAACAAGGCUGAGCUUGAAAAGAAAGCCCGCGAACAAAGAAAAGGCAUUGUUGACAAGAACUUUCGCGAAUGGCUGAAGCACAAGGCAGAAGAGAAUCAGAAAGAGUACGAAAAAUUCGAGGCAGAGAGUCGAAAGGCACAAAGUAAGGAAAGCGAGCGUCGCUUCAGGAACAUGAAACGUGGAGUUACCUUCAGAAACUGGAGGGAACAGAAAGAGCAGGACAGAAUUGUGGAGUUUGUGGCCAUGGCGCAGCAAGAGCGGCAGGAGAGAGCGAAUGACGAGGAGCGAAAGAGAAAAAGUCAGAGGUCUUUCGAACUGUGGCUCGUUAGAAAGGCUCAGGAAAACUUGAACGAAGAAAAGAAGCGCUUGGAGAUGGAGAGACGCCGAUUUUUAAUGGCAGCAGCAAGGACUUGAGCGGCCAUACAGGGUAACUUAUAUUGUGUACAUAUGGAAUCUGAAUUGGCUAAGAAUUCAAUAGUUCCUCUUUUGCAUGUUGAAUCUGGUGUAAAAUAUCAAAUGCCUAUUUAUUGUAAAAAUAUGAUAACUGCAUUCUCGUUCACUCUUGUCAUACACUGUCAAAAUUGUAUGCAUAUUCAUAGGACUUGCACUAGACUUUCAUGUAAUUUUCUAUCCAUAUGUUAACAUAAUUUGCAAGGUGUUCAAAACACUUAUUAGAUUCAUUACCCCAACCCCUCCAAACAGAGGUCAAGUCAAGGUUUUUGCACAACAAUUCUGACGGGUACAAUGUGAAGCAAAGUGAUGUACAUAUGUACAUUAUAUAGACCGAGGAAGGAGAUCGAAGUUGACUCCUUGAAUGUGUAUAGGCUAUAAGAAAACAGGUACAAAAGGUUACAACCUAAACAAAGUAUGCCCUCAUCUAACUGAAAAUAUGCAUCCCCCACCCCCUCCGCCUUACUUCAUACCCACUGUUAAAAAAACUCAUACCGUACUGAUUGCAAUUGGAAGAAGAAAAUAAGCUGCAUACAAAACUUCUAUGAAUACUUUGUAUCAAGUACGUGUUAAAUAUGUGUAAAGACCUUUUAGGACUUUAAAUAAUGUAAACUGUACCUCUGUUAUAUAUAUUUUGUCUAUAUCCUUAUCUCUUCUCUCAUGACCUAAGUGAAAAGCGGCCUGUGGGCUGAUUUGAGCUUUCAUGGAUAAAGGUUCAAACAAAAACAAACAAACUUUAAUUAGGUUGGUAAAUCCCAGUGAUUACUCAACGUAAUGAAAGCAUUUACAGAAGUAUUGGUUGGUCAUUAGGUUGGUCAAUCGCUAGUAUUACAGUUCUUAAUACAUAAAUACCAGCUGCCUACCAAUGUUAUACAUAUACAUGUAGUAGUCUUUCAGCUACCUUCCUAACACCAGUGGAAACUAAAACCAGUCAGUAUAGCCCUAAGGAGGUUAGGAGAAGGAAAUUGGUAUUUUGUGUACAAAGGACCUUAAUACAGUGACCUGCCAACCUGAUGAAGCCAUUCACAGAAGUAAUGUAUACUGCUUAUUUUCAUGCUUCCAAUGUAAGUAGUGGGUAUGACCAGCGAAACAUUGGUAGGCAAUGGGUAUUUUGUGUGCAAAGAACUAAUCUACAACACUGUUUACCUAUCAUGCUGAUCAUACUGAAAGGAAAGUAAGAGACAUUUAUCACAAUACACUCUGUUCUUUGAUAUAUCCUCUUUACAAUUCAUAUAUACAUCUCUGAAUGAAGUACAUUAUAUAUACACAUCAAUUCAGAUAUCUGUUAAAGAGAGUAACUUCUGCAAUAAGACUGUUAUGAACAAUACUUGCUUACAGCAUAUGAAAUAGUGCUUUUCUGCAAGUUCAUCUUUUACAAUGCAUAACACAUUACAAUUUAAUAAACAUGAUGCAAGUU
Molecule: messenger RNA, 5484 nt
Organism: Branchiostoma floridae (Florida lancelet)
Lineage: Eukaryota; Metazoa; Chordata; Leptocardii; Amphioxiformes; Branchiostomatidae
Exons: 2
Coding region: 1005-4031 (1008 amino acids)
Molecular function (GO): protein binding
Source: RefSeq, a predicted model, not a curated record